This is a messenger RNA of Chlamydomonas reinhardtii, 2768 nucleotides long. RefSeq lists its product as uncharacterized. Bases 106 to 2286 code for a protein of 726 amino acids. The transcript has 2 exons. Gene Ontology annotation, biological process: sphingolipid catabolic process; ceramide biosynthetic process. Gene Ontology annotation, cellular component: cell periphery; membrane; endoplasmic reticulum. The record is from RefSeq and is a predicted model, not a curated record. Gene Ontology annotation, molecular function: glycerophospholipase activity. Lineage: Eukaryota; Viridiplantae; Chlorophyta; Chlorophyceae; Chlamydomonadales; Chlamydomonadaceae.
CUGUAUGUAGAGGGACCUAUGUAAAAUUACCAAGAUGUCUGUCCCUCAGCUGUUGACCCGUGGUCGCGCUUGGCUGAAGUCCUGAUACAUAAAAUAGCCAGCUAUAUGCACUCCAACGAUGUUGCUAGUAGCCUUAGGCUGCUGAACCACGAGACAGCGCAGUGCCUGAAGGCGCACAACUGCAUCCAGCUCUCGCAGCCGCUGAAGCCAGCGCCUUCGUGGGCUGGCAACAAAACUGUGCAUGUAGCUUCCCAGUCCUGGCCCUCUGUGGCGUUUGUGGCGCACUGGGGCCGACCGCAGCCCUGGCGCGCCCUCAGCUUGAAACAGCGGCGCCAGCUGCUGUGCCUGGCCGCGAACUCGGGCUGUGCCGAGAGCCUUGAGGUCGCGCUGGCGCAGUGCGGCUGCAGCCUGACGUCGGAGGUGGCCGAGGCUGCCGCGCUCGGCGGCAGCGUGCCUGCGUGCGAGACGCUGCUGAUCCGGGAGGGCUGCGACUGCAAGGCGCACCUUGAGGACGUCGCGGCGGAGGCUGGUCACCUGGAGCUGCUGCGCUGGCUGCGCCAGCCUCGGCGGCACGAGCUUCUGCCGGGAUUUCUGACACGUCGGCUGCUUGAGCAGCAGGCAGGGCAGGCCAUGCCGGCGGUCCGAGCCUGCCACGGCGGUCAUGCGCAUAUCCUUGCCUGGCUGCAGGAGGAGCAGCAGAGGCAGCAGCCGGGACUCGGAGGCAUUAUUGCGGCAGGGCCGUGGACGCUAUUCCGACCCACAUCAGUGCUGUUCCUGGCGGGCGCGGCCGGCGCGGGUGGGCACGUGCAGCUACUGGACCAGCUUCUGCCGCGCCUGGAGCCCGUCUCCACGGGGGCGGAGUGCUACAUGCUGGGGCAGGUGGCGCAGGGCUGCCCGCUGGAGGCCCUGCAGCGGGCUUACAACCACGUAUUUCAGGCGAACGUGCAUCCAAACAUUAGUAUUAAGCAGACUCUGGCGAUUGCCGCCGCCGUUAGCAGCACGCCGGACUGGGAGCAGAAGCUGGACUGGGUCCUGCAGCAGCAGCCGCACGGGGCCGACCUGCCCGGGCACCCCAAUCCCGAUGACGACUUUUUCAAGGAUGUCGAUACGCUGAUUUGUGGCGCUUUUCGGCUGCCGGACUGGCUGCAGCGGCUGCAGGCCCUGCGCGCGCGCAAGGUGCCGCUGCCGCCUCUAAGUGACCUGGUAAAGGACGCAGCCGCCGCGGGCGACGUCGCCGUGCUCACGUGGUUGCUGGCGGAUCAGGGCGAGGGUGCGCCGGUGUGCGAUGACCUACUGCGCGUGGCUGCGGCGGCUGGUCACGUGUCAGUACUCACAGCGCUUCAGGAGCGGGGCUGCGUGUUUUCGGAGGACGACGUCCUGACUGCGGCUCAAGCCGGCAGCACGGCAGCUGUGAGCUGGCUCCUCGCGCAGCCGCUACCACAGGAUCUCUCCGUCGACGACUGGGCGGCCGUGUUCAAGUGCUUGGCGCGUCAGGGCGCGGACCUGGUCACGCUGCGGCAGCUGCACGAGCGGCACGGCGCGCCCAUUGAUCUGGAGGCGGUGGCGAGGCACGGCAGCGUGGAGGCGCUGGAGUGGGCGGUGGGGGCGCUGCGGGGACCGAACGGGGGCGUCGAGGGCAUGGACUACCUGCUUCCCAGCAUCCAGCGCAGCACGGUGUGGUCCGCGGCGGCCGCCGGCAACCUGGCGGCGGCGGACUGGCUGGUGCAGCUGCUGGCCUCACACGGUGUGAAGCCGGCGCCGCCGCCGGCCUGGGCUGUUGCAGUGAAGGUCCAUGCGGAUGGGAAGGGCACCUUUGGGGCUCUGCGCUGGUGGCUGCGGCAGCGGCAGGAGGGGCGCUGCGCGGGGCCGUCGGAGCAGCAGGAGGGGCACGGGAAGUGGCAGGAGCAGCAGGUGGGGCCACUGACGUACACCGAGUGGCAGAAGCUGCUGGAGCGUGUGGCGUCGUCUGUGUUCGCCAGGACGGAUUCCACCAGCGAAUGGAUGUACUCGCGCGCGCUGUGGAACUGGCUGGUGGCGAAGCGGCUGGAGGCGGCUGCGCAGGAGGAGGAGGCGGGUGGACGAGUGGGUGCAGUGGCGGUGGCACGGAUGGAGGCAGCGGCAGCGGCAGCGGCGGCGCAGAACGCGGCGGUGAAGGCGGAGGCGGACAUAAGAGCCAGGAGGUACAGCGAGCUGUGUGCGCAAAUCGGUCCGGGUGCCGCUGCGGCUUUGGCGGCUGCUGUGGCUGCGAGUGCCGCUGCGCGGCGGGCUCGGAAGGUAGGUGCCUAGCAGAGCGCCCUGGCAGGGGAGGACCUGCACGAAUAGUGAGCGGUGUGUGCAGCUGCCGGCACCACAGGGUGCGUGUGCAUGGGAUGGCCGUGCGCGACCUGGCCUGUCUCGGUAGAGCAGCUGUUGCUUGCCAGCGCAAUGCAGAUACCGUAUGCUGCUUGUCGCUGUGAUUCCUGACACUCCAUGUCGUGAGCAGCGGUGACCGUGUGGUGGACGUGCAGCGGGGUGUUUUGAUUGGAUGGAUCAUGGCUGGGCAGGGGCGCGUAGGCACGGCCUUGCAGCAGCGGGACAUGGUACACAUUGUCGGACGAGUGUUUCUGCAGGCGACCAAGGUGACGUGCGCGGCCGCGAAAGAGGUGUGGAGUGCCGGGGCAUGCCUGCCGUGCUGCUGGCUUGUGCAUACGACACAGACCCUGGUCGCCAGGCAGGCUUGAGUGACUCAUCAGUCCAACUCAAUCAGCCGGGUGUAAACCAUUACUGUU